Molecule: messenger RNA, 462 nt
Organism: Phaeoacremonium minimum UCRPA7
Lineage: Eukaryota; Fungi; Ascomycota; Sordariomycetes; Togniniales; Togniniaceae
Product: putative import inner membrane translocase subunit tim-21 protein
Exons: 4
Coding region: 1-462 (153 amino acids)
Biological process (GO): protein import into mitochondrial matrix
Cellular component (GO): TIM23 mitochondrial import inner membrane translocase complex
Source: RefSeq, a predicted model, not a curated record
AUGAUUCUAGUAGGAGUUGUCCUAACGGGCGGAGUCAGCUACUUCUUAUAUCAAGAGGUUUUCUCACCGGAUAGCAAGGUUUCUUAUUUCAAUCGCGCCGUCGACCGGAUCAAGAAAGAUCCCCGAUGUUUGGAGUUGCUCGGAGAUAGCAAGAAGAUCACAGCAUUCGGUGAGGAGACAUGGAACAAAUGGAGGCGCGCACGGCCUAUUGCGUCAACAGAGCGGAAAGACCCUCAGGGGAACGACCAUUUGAUGCUACAGUUUAACGUUCAAGGCCCCCUUAACAAAGGGGCGGUCAGCAUUCAUCUCAUCAAGUAUGUUGGCCACCACGACUACGAAUACAAGUACUUCUUUUUGGAUGUUCGUGGUCACCAGAGGAUAUACCUGGAGAAUGCAGACUCCGCAUCGAAUAAAGAUGGAGGAAAACGGAAGACGAAACUACUUGGCAUCCAGUGGAGCUGA